GUCCAUCGUAAAAUUGGACACCACACUUGCUAAAAAGGAACCAAGUGGGCAGCAAUAGUCUUCACUUUCCAGAAACCUCAAGAAAAAUGAACACUAUGAUGUUACAGCAUCAGAGAUAAAAGUCAGCCCAAUCGAAUGGCGUCAACAAUUCCACAACCACUAAGGCCACUGUUUAGCCAGUACAGAACAACAACAACGACAGCCAAAUUCCUCAUAUCUCGCAACCCAGCACAUAAAUGGACCAACACAAACAACAACAAUAACAACAACAAUGCUUAUAGUUCUCCUAGACUCACCUAUUUCCAUCAUCCUCACCUUAAUCCUGCUCAUCUUCCUCUUUCGCUUUGCCAUCGUUUUCUUCUUCCUCGUCAUCCUCUUCGUCUUCUGCGCCGACUUUGUUCACCUCCUUUUCGACAUUCUCUGACCCUUAUGACCACUUCUCAGGCCACCGCGUCGGACUCCACACAGCCCUCAAACAAAACGGUGAGGGUUGUGAUAAAGGGGCGGGUACAGGGGGUGUUUUAUAGAAACUGGACAGUGGAGAAUGCGACCCAAUUGGGGCUGAAAGGUUGGGUGCGGAACAGGAGGGAUGGCUCUGUGGAAGCUCUAUUCUCUGGGAACCCUGAUGUGGUCCAGGAGAUGGAGCAAAGGUGUCGCCGAGGUCCACCGGAUGCAAUGGUUACUGGGCUUGAGGUAUUUCCUAGCAGUGAUGAUCCUGGUUCUGGAUUCAAGCGCAAACCAACUGCCUGAUCAAUCCAUUUAAAAACAUAGUACCAUUUGCUGUGCUAAUUAUUCAUACUGUCAGGUUUGGCUGGAUAUUGUGAUUCAUCGGUGCAAUAAUUACCUGGUUGUACAGGGUCCUCUCAGUGCUUAUAAAGCAUGUAAAAAAGAGGUCUACUUUAUUCGAUUCUCUCAGUUUGUAUAUAUAAGUUUAUGUAACACAUAUUUUAGUAAUUGUUUUAAUUCUAUAUGAUAUUUAUUUGGGUGACAUUGCCAUCGGUGGAUUGGGUGGAUCAUUUCAGAAAUGUGUCUCAAAGGGUACUUCCCUGAGUAGUUUCGGAUCACUAUCCACUCUUGGUGGAAGCUGGAGGAGUCAGUGAAGGUCGCAGUGCCUUUAAGUUUGAGAAUAUGUGGUUGAAAGAAGAGGGUUUUGUGGAGAGAGUUCGGUAAUGGUGGAAUGGGUAUUGUUUUUUGGGUUCUCCUAGCUUUAUUCUAGCUUGAAAAUUAAAAGCUCUUAAGGAUGAUUUGAAGAAGUUUAAUAAGGAGGAAUUUGGUGAUUUGGCGUUUAGUAAGAAAAGCCUUUUGACUGAGCUUUUGGGUUUGAAUGCUAGAGAGGAUUUGUUGGGUCUUUUGCAUGAGGAACAAACUUGUCGUACUCAAAUUAAAGGUGAUAUUGCUCAUUUAGCUUCUUUAGAGGAGAUUUCUUGGAGACGAAAGUCUAGGGUUUUUUUUGUGAAGGAGGUUGACAAUAAUACUCGUUCCUUUCACUGGGUAGCGAACUCCCAUAGAAGAACUAAUCACAUUAGAGGCAUAGAGGUGGAUGGUGUCCUUUAUAAGGAUGAGGGCAGAUGUAUGUUCUCAAGUGGUUCAAUUUUAUCAAGGUUUGUACACGGAGUCUGAUACAUGGCACCCUACUUUGGAUGGUUUGGAGUUUGCUAGCAUUGAAGAAGAUGAGCGACUUUCUCUUGAGAGGGAUUUUUCUAAGGAGGAGGUGAUGCAGGUCCUCCAAGAGAUGGAGGGUGAUAAAGCUCCUGGUCUUGACGGGUUCACUAUGGCUUUUUUUCAUAAAUGCUGGAGUGUUGUGGAAAAUGAUGUUAUGGCCUUUUCUGAUCACUUUUAUUGGAGUUCAGAGUUUGAAUAGUCUUUGAAUGCUUCUUUCCUAUCUUUAAUUCCUAAGAAAAAUAAUGCACUAAUUAUUAAAGAUUUUCGCCCUAUUAGUUUAGUGGGUAGUGUUUAUAAGCUAUUAUCUAAGGUGUUAGCUAACAGAUUGAGGAGGGUGUUGGACAAACUCAUCUCUGAAUCGCAAAAUUCUUUUGUUGGUGGAAGACAGAUUUUGGAUUCAGUGCUAACGAAUGCGUUGAUAACAGAUUGAAGUAUCGUACUCCAGGAGUGGUUUGAAGUUGAACAUUGAAAAAGCUUAUGAUCAUGUGAAUGGGACACUUUAUUCUAUUUGUUGGAGAGGAUGGGUUUUGGGGUUCGAUGGAGGAGAUGAUUAAAGGCUUGUGUCUCUACUGUUCGUUUUUCAGUUUUGGUUAAUGGAUCUCCUGCUAGUUUCUUUGAAAGUUCUUGAGGUUUAAGACAAGGUGAUCCAUUGUCUCCUCUUCUUUUUCUUUUGGUCAUGGAGGUUCUUAGUAGGAUUUUGAAGAAAACUGAGGAAGGUGGUCUUCUUUAGGGUUUUCAUGUGGGACCUGUUAAUACUACUGGUAUUCGUAUUUCACACCUACUUUUUGCUGAUGAUACCAUUCUCUUUUGUGAUGCUUCUAGGGAGCAGUUGCUUUCAAUUAAGCUGGCUUUGACUUGUUUUCAAGCCUUUACUAGUUUGAAGGUGAAUGUGGGGAAAAGUGAGAUUGUCCAUAUUGGGGAGGUGAGUAACAUUCAAACUUUUCUAACAUUCUUUAAUGCAGGGUGUGCAGUUUACCUAUGACAUAUUUGGAAAUGCCCUUGGGUACUUCGUAUAAGACAGCCUUUAUCUAGAACCUUAUUCUAGGAUGGAGAAGAAGCUUUCAGGCUGGAAGCGUCUUUAUUUAUCAAAGGGUGGUAGGCUCACUUUGUUGAAAAGUACCAUUUCAAACCUUCUAACUUAUUAUCUUUCUCUAUUUACUGUUCCUAAAGCCAUGGCUAUUAGACUAGAAUGUAUUCAGAGGAAUUUUUGUGGGGUUCCUCAAAGAAGUGUUUCAAAUACCCCUUAGUGGCUUGGGAGAAGUUCUGUUUCCUGCUUAAGCAGGGUGGUUUGGGAAUUUGGAAAUUGGUGCCUUUUAAUUAGGCCUUGUUAGGGAAAUGGCUUUGGAGAUAUGGCCAUGAAACUACUCAUCUUUGGCAGAGAGUUAUUGCCAUGAAAUAUGGGGAGGGGAAAGGGGGGUGGAACACUAGAGUUUGUAGGAGGGCUCAUGGGUGUGGAUUAUGGCGAAGUAUUAGUGAAGGGUGGGAGAGCUUCUCUAAGCAUUUCAUUUUUGUGGUGAGAGAUGGUUCUUGUAUUCUUUUUUGGCAUGAUAA
This is a messenger RNA of Quercus robur (English oak), 3213 nucleotides long. RefSeq lists its product as uncharacterized. The record is from RefSeq and is a predicted model, not a curated record. The transcript has 3 exons. Lineage: Eukaryota; Viridiplantae; Streptophyta; Magnoliopsida; Fagales; Fagaceae. Gene Ontology annotation, molecular function: acylphosphatase activity. Bases 136 to 750 code for a protein of 204 amino acids.